AUGUUUGAACCAUUGUUUAAAAAAUACAUUAAAGAUGUAUUCCGUAUGAAACCUGAAGAGGCUACAGUUUUUAACUCUAAAAACUUUACACCAAUAAUAUUCUUGUUAAAAGUACCUGAAGAAGAAAUACCUAAAGCUCAUAAAUCAAGAAUGCGAGUAAGACCUUUAGAUAAUGAAUUACAACAAAAAGCCAACGAAUUAUUUGAAGAAUUAAUAAGAGAUAAAUAUAUAGAACCUUCAACAUCAGACUGGACAUCAUCACUAGUAAUAAUUAAGAAACAAGACGGAAGUUAUAGAAUAGCUUGUGACUAUACCAAGCUAAAUUUGUAUAUAAAAGAUGACCCAUUUGAAAUACUAUACAUAAACACUUUUUUACAAAAAAUAGCUCAAUAUAAGUAUUAUGCAACAAUAGACUUUAAAGCCGCAUAUCACCAAUUCCUGUUACCAGAAAAGGAAAGAGAUAAAACAACAGUAUUUUUCCCUCAAAAAGGAAAAUACCGAUGGACAGUAUUAUCUAUGGAACUAAAAACGGCAUCAGCAUAUAUGAUGAGAUAUAUGUAUAAAAUAUUUUCCCACUUACUGUUCGUAGUAGUAUAUAUGGAUGAUGUAAUAGUAUUAGCACAAAGCCCUGAAGAAUUAUUAAAAAAUCUUGAAAUGGUAUUCGAGAGCAUAAAAAGAGCGGGCAUGGUGUUAAAACUUGAAAAAUGCGAAUUCUCAGAUGCUUCAGAUAGUUCUAUUGGAGCAGUGCUUAAACAAGUCAAUCCCGAACUUAUGCAUUAUAAAACUAAGAUGCGUAAACUUGAAGAUAAAGAAGAUUAUUGGACAAAAUCACAAGAAGAAAAACCGUAUAUUGGAAAUAAACAUGUUAUAGUGCGAACAGAUAAUACUGGAACUAUGACAAGUAGAAAAAUACCACGAAAUACAACUAUUGAAAGAUGGCUUAUAGAAUUGCAAGAUAUGAAUUAUACUUUGAAACGAAUACCUGGAAAAGACAAUAAUAUAGCAGACUGGUUAUCAAGACAUUUGGGACAAACAAAAGAUUCUGAAGAAGUACCACUGAAACUGAAAAUACAACCAAAACAAGAAUUACGAAAAGAUUAUAAAGAAAAACAAGAAUAA
Messenger RNA from Ambispora leptoticha, 1119 nucleotides. Lineage: Eukaryota; Fungi; Glomeromycota; Glomeromycetes; Archaeosporales; Ambisporaceae. The record is from the annotation of a GenBank genome assembly.